Diospyros lotus (date-plum) is the source of this 895-nucleotide messenger RNA. RefSeq lists its product as uncharacterized. The record is from RefSeq and is a predicted model, not a curated record. Bases 97 to 735 code for a protein of 212 amino acids. The transcript has 4 exons. NCBI's taxonomy places the organism in Eukaryota, Viridiplantae, Streptophyta, Magnoliopsida, Ericales, Ebenaceae.
CUAAUCCUUGGGUCUGUGUCGGGAAAUUGCAUCCCCAAUUCAUUUGGCGUGCAUCGUCGGAGAGAAGAGGGAAGGCGGUGCUGCAAAGCAGAGCCUAUGGCUUCUUCCAAUUUGGUGGCGUUUCUUCUCUUCUUCCUCUCCACAUCAACUCAUCUCACAUUAGGGCAUAAUACAAUGAGGGAAAGAGGCGGGAGAGAAGAAGGAAGAGGAUGGCGUCGAGUUCUGAUGGCUUUCAAGGAAACACCUUCUGGCGGCAACGUUACUUUCGAAUGCACUCCUUCUGGACCCUGCAUCGCCUGUCUUUACUCCGAAAAGAAUGAUGCAAAAUAUCGCUGCAGUGAAACUGGCUAUCGUAUCCCUUUGAAAUGUGUGGAAACUGGAGCUGGUUCAAAUGAAGCAAACGGCAUAAAAGCUAAGAGGACUCGCUCAACACUUGAAAACUCUACUUCAACGAGGCAAGAAAGUUUACCUGACAGUUCCUUCACGCAUGUUGAUAAAUCACAAAGAAAUUUACUUGAUGAUUCAUCCACGCAUGUGGGUGGGUCUCAGGCUUAUAUUACGUACAGAAGCUGUAUACCAGCGAUUGUUGAAGAGAAGUUGUCAAUUCUUGGUUUUGAGGGAAUUAUUUUAGGUCUGUUGUUGAUAAGCAGUUCAGUUGUAUACUUCAGACGGAAACAGAGCAGUCCUGUUUCAAGCAUUGGAGCCAUGAGAAUUCCAUCCAACUCUAGAUUUUAACUCGUUUUGAUAUUUGUUUUCUGUGGUAUGGUCCUUGAUUUGUAGGAUUAAUGGAUGAAAUGAUCCUUUCUUUUUCCUUCCUACUUUUAGUUGUAUCAAGAGCCAUUUGGUUGGCCAAUCUUGUUAACAUGAAGUAAUCUUGGAUAUCAUUUUUUUUUUU